This is a messenger RNA of Plasmodium malariae, 753 nucleotides long. RefSeq names its product fam-m protein. The record is from RefSeq and is a predicted model, not a curated record. The transcript is spliced from 2 exons. NCBI's taxonomy places the organism in Eukaryota, Apicomplexa, Aconoidasida, Haemosporida, Plasmodiidae. The coding region runs from base 1 to 753 and encodes 250 amino acids.
AUGGAAAAAAAAAUUAAUUCAAUUAAAUUUAUUAAACUUUCUGUAUUUCUCUUUUUAAAUUUGAUUUUCCACUUAAACAAUGAUGUGAGUAUAAUUAGUAAAUCCGUAGAUGAUAACUUUUAUCUUGGUAGAAAAUUAGAUACAAGAUAUUAUCGAUCACUAUCAAAAUAUAAACAAGAUAAAGAUUCAAACAAUAUUUGUUUAGGAGAAAGAUUUUCAAAUAAUGGAGUAAAUGAACGAAGAGAUAUAUUAAAUGAUGAAAAAGUAGUCAAAAAAAAAAAUCAACAAUUAAAGAGAAGCUCAUUAAAUAAUGCGCAAUAUUUUACAGAAAUUGUAGAUUAUAAUAAAGGGAUGUUUGAUGGAAAGCAUUUCCAUUUUGAAAAAAAAUGGAUUAAAAAAAAAGAUUACGAUCAUUUUCUUGAAAAAAAUAGAAGAAUUCGUGAUAUAUCAUUAAAAAAAAUAGGGUUCAGAGAUUACGGAUUUGCAGUUAUUAUAAUUUUUAUAUUACUACUGUUAGGAAUAGGAUAUCCCAUAUUACUAGGAUUAAGGCAUUUGAAUACUGUAGGGGAAAAGAUUAAGGAAUUACUAGAAGGAGUUUCUAUAAUAGACAGCAGUACAGGAAUACCAUCUUAUACUUAUGUAUUAUCAUUUGCUGUGAGUAUUGUAAUAUUAUCUAUCAUAAUAAUAAUAGCUAUGACUAAGAUCUUAAAAAAUAAUGAAAAAUAUAAUAAAAUUAAGUUAAUUUAUGGGUAA